This is a messenger RNA of Lingula anatina, 1376 nucleotides long. RefSeq lists its product as uncharacterized. The record is from RefSeq and is a predicted model, not a curated record. NCBI's taxonomy places the organism in Eukaryota, Metazoa, Brachiopoda, Lingulata, Lingulida, Lingulidae.
UUUGUUCACCUAAAUAACCGUAAAUUUGGGUUAAAUUUCUGGUGUCACGUGAUACAAAAAAUCUAGGACACGAGAAGUAAACUCAGCAUGGCAGAUCGUGGCAAGCCGCCGAGACCGAAAAGUGGCAACAAGAAACGACCCCCUAGACAGAAACGAAAAAAUGAAGGAUCAUCAGAUGCUGGUGGAGAUACUGGUUCAAAUACAAACCCUGACACACCAGAUAAUGGACUCUCCCCUGAGGAAAGUCUGGAAAGAGAGCUGGUGUGGUGUAUUCAGCAGCUUGAAGCUGGCCUGGCAUCACAGAAAGCAGAUUCUAAACAAGUGCAAGACUCGCUGAAAAUCCUCAAGACUCUUAAGAACCCUAAGGCACCACUUGUGAAGAAACGGCAAAUGAUGCGCAUGACAUUUGGCGAUUAUAGAAAGAAAAUGCAAGAAGAAGAGAAACGAUUUGCUGCAAGUGCCAAGAAAAUCUGCCUCAAACCAGCACCCCAGAAACACUCCCAGAAAUCAAGUACUUUCCUUAGAAAGUCUCAGCAUGUCAAUAGUCAAGGCCAGACAAAUGAUUCACAGAACUCCAACACAUCUUGUGGCUCUAUAAUGUCCAAUAUCGGAUCUGGAUUUAAGUUCAGUUUUCAGUUAAACUCAGACAAAGAAGGAGAUUCAUCAGAAAAGUCAGCUGUGGGUGAUGUAAUAAUGGAAAACGAGAGGGAACCUGCUGUUACAAAAGUGGAUUCAAAUGCAAGUGUCAAUUACUACAGAAUGAUGCCCAGUGGGCAAAACUUUACAUUCAAUUUCUCAGCAGGAGAAACAGAGAACAAUAAUGAUCUAAUAGUUGAUACAAAAGUGAAACCCACAGGUAGUGACAGGAGAAUUGACAAGGCCAGCACCAAAGGUAGCAGUGAAAUAAGUCACCAGGGUGGAAGGCAACAAGGAGAGACUGAAAGCAAUGCAACAGGUGCUGUUCAGCACUCUACUACUUACCCUUUGAGUGUUGUUACUGAUGAAAAUUCUGCCAAAUUUGCUGCCAUGGAAAUAUCAGAAAGCUCUUGAUGUUUGUUACAGGGAACUAAAUGCAGUGCAUUUGGCAAUGAGCACUGAAAAAGUUAAUAAAACUGAGCAAAAAUAGAUGGAGCAAUGUGUCAGAUGUUUACGCAAAAACUGGAUGACCAAGACAAGACCAACUUUGAGUUCCUGGCCAUACAAAUUGAUGAAAUAGGGGAAAAUGAAAUCAUUAUGUUUAUUUAAAUAAGCCAAAGAGAACAGGGCAUUACAUAAGUUGGAUAUGCUCAGAAUGAUAAGGAAAGUAAUAAAUGGUGCACUUUUCAUUUACUGGAGAUGGCUUCGUUUUCUUUUUUCUGCAGCAGAAGAUACACUGA